AUGGGCUGGAUCCCGGCCUUCAGAACGCGAAAGGAGAUUUGGCAGAGUGCCAGGCCCCAGGCAUCGGCCAACACGCUGCAAGCGCCGGGCCUUCCAGAGCAGAAGGAGCUCCAGCCGGAGGUCUUGUCCAGUUUGGCUCUGCAGCGCCUCCGAGAGCUCCCGGCGCAAGAGCCGGCGAACGGACUUCGAGGUCUCGCCGCGGCGCUGGCCUUCGACGUCUUGCAGGCCGAUGUGGCGGAAGCUUUGAGGCCGAGGUCCAGUACAUUGCAGGCUCGCGCAGUACUGGAGGUGCUCACGGGAGUCGACACAGUCAGCGGCCGCUUGCUCUGGAAGGAGCCCUCCGCCGCGGCCCGCGAGGCCACCUCGGAGCCCACGGCGCAGGGCCUCUCCAAUGCCGUGCAAAGCUCAGCCACGGUGCGCUGGCAAGGCACAGCGACGCUCGCUUCAACAAGAUGCCGCGCACAGCCGCUCUUGCCGUUGCUUUCCCCACAGGCCACAGCCAAUACGAGGCAGGGAAGCUUCUUCAGUUCUUGCGUCCACGUCGUCGCGUUGAUGCAGGCCUUGGUCACGAUUCGGAGAGAAGUGGCCCGCUUUCGGGCCCAGGAGCGCGGGGCUUGGCUCGGCGGCUUGGGCCUGCAAGGCACGGGUGAGGCGUUGCCAGAGUUCUUGGGCCAGGAAGCUGCAGGUCGCCCCCUGGACGUGCAAUCGCGAUCCAUGCUGCUGGAGGCGGCGCUGGCUUCUGCCGGGCGCUUGCGGGCGCCGACCUCACAAGGGGACGGGGGACCACUGCAGUUCCAGCGCCGCUCUGCGGGAGGUGCCGGGGCAGUGCUGACGCUCCUGGAGAACGGCGGUGAGUGA
Messenger RNA from Symbiodinium necroappetens, 858 nucleotides. Lineage: Eukaryota; Dinophyceae; Suessiales; Symbiodiniaceae. The record is from the annotation of a GenBank genome assembly.